This is a messenger RNA of Aspergillus heteromorphus CBS 117.55, 2097 nucleotides long. RefSeq names its product rhomboid protease PCP1. The transcript has 5 exons. Gene Ontology annotation, molecular function: serine-type endopeptidase activity. The record is from RefSeq and is a predicted model, not a curated record. Bases 209 to 1939 code for a protein of 576 amino acids. Lineage: Eukaryota; Fungi; Ascomycota; Eurotiomycetes; Eurotiales; Aspergillaceae. Gene Ontology annotation, cellular component: membrane.
CUUCGGCUGUACAUCUAUCUCUAUCCUGACUUCGGAAGGGAAGAGUCAGACUGUACUUAAGACCAGCGAGCCCUCUUUCUCUUCUUUACCGGAACAAUUCUCGGCAGGUCGCGCAAAAUCCGUGGCUCCUCCGCACAACAUCAUCCACAUCAACAACCACAACCUCCCGAGUCCAUCGCACCAGGGUCUCCACCCUCCGUCGCAGGAGAUGAGCAAUGCGUUCGGCGUAGCCUGGCGCAUUCCAUGCCCGGGGCUUCGAGCCUCGAGCCUGCUCCCCUCCGUCCUCCCUCCAUCGCGUCCCCAUAGCAUCCUCGUCUCCCGGCGACUUCUGGGCUCCCUGUCAACCCCCGUGCUUCCUGCCUCUCGCCUCCCCCGACCCCAAUUCCUCUUCCCUUUCUCGACAGCUUGCGUUCGCUUCUUCAACAGCUCCGCCCCCCUCCGCUCCCACCCUUCGCAGCCCGAUCCCCAUCCCCCUGAGGACCAGGAACAGGAACAUGGCACCCACCCCCGUUCGCGGCCCUUCUCCGCCACAGAGCUCAAGGCCAUCUUCGGACCCCGCACACCUAUCUCCAAGCUCAUGGGAAACCGGAUCCUUGCCGUCAUGCAAGGUCGUCGGCUCCAGGGCACGCUCGAUCUAGAUCUCCCCGCCGACAUCACCAGCUCCGUGCAGCAACACAGUCUCGACGCCGCCCUGCAAUACCUCCGCAAGCAGUACCCCAUGGACGAGGAUGCGGCGAUCAUGACUCGGAUCGAGCGCGAGGAGGUAGACCCGGACCGGUACAAGCCCCAGAGCGGUUCCUAUGGGGCUGAACUGGGCGAAUCGAAUGACCCCUCCGGCAAGAGUGUCCUGCAACAGAUCCGGAAAAGGAAUGAGACCCGGCUCUUGGCCGAGCAGGAAAAGAGGAACAAGGAAUGGAUGGAGGGUGCCCAGCGGGACCAUGACAAGAUGAAGCGCUUGGUAGCGACCAACACGGCCCUUCAGACAUACGAAGGGACCUCGGCCGUGCAACUACGGCCGCGUGCAGACCUCCGUGAACGCCCGGCUCUUGCCUGGGUCCAGAAACACUACCUCCGCGCCGAGGAGGACUUCGAUGUGUCGAAGAUAGCAUCUAAGAGUCGCCGGAUCCUCCCCUCGCUCGCGUUCACGCUUCUGACCCUGAGUCUUUGCUGCGCCUUCGCCGUCUACUAUGAGCCCUGCGUCCCCGCCGACCGCAUGUGGCCCGAGAUGCCUCGGGCUGCUGCCGCGGUCCUGGGUCUCAUCGGCAUCAAUGUCGGGGUCUGGAUCCUAUGGAAGUGGCCUCCGUUCUGGAGGUUCUUCAACCGCUACUUCAUGCUGGUCGCCUCCAACCCCCGGGUCUUCAGCUUGGUCGGAAAUACCUUCAGUCACCAACAACACAGGCAUCUGGCUUGGAAUGCGCUUUUCCUGUGGAUUUUCGGCACCCGAAUUCAUGAUGACAUUGGCCGAGGAGAGUUUCUCGGCCUCUACGUGGCAUCCGGCACCGUGGGCUCAUUCCUCUCUCUCACGUCCAGUGUCCUGACCGGGAACUGGACUACAACCACUCUGGGCGCCAGUGGAGCUGUUUACGGCUUGCUGGCGUGCUGGCUUACGCUUCACGCCAACGAGAAAUUCACCAUCAACCUCAACCCAAAAGACUGGGGCAUUUUCCCCAAUGACUGGGACUUUGUCCCCAAAGACUGGAAUCUUCUCCCGAAAGACUGGGCGUUUAUCCCUGAUCCCUGGAAGGAUGUCUUCGUCGCUCGUGGGUGGAUCAUUCUCGCCUGUCUUUUCACCGUCGAAGCAGCCAAUAUGGCCCUGAGGCGCAGCACAACGAUCAACCACUGGGCUCAUAUGGGCGGAUACCUCACCGGAACUGUCUGGGCCCUGGCCCGGAAGGACGAGAAGAGCCAAGACGGUGGCGGGAAAGGGAAAGGGAAAUAGUGGAACUAGUCACCCAGGAUCUAUAUCCUUUCCGAUGAGAUGAUAGAUGAAUAGGGUGGAUAGGGUUAGCUUUCACCUUUUGGUAUAGCUGCCCUCCCUCCUCCGUGUACUUUUACUUUUUGCAGUAACAUGCCUUUCCAUGACAUGGAUAAAUAGAU